Triticum aestivum (bread wheat) is the source of this 675-nucleotide messenger RNA. RefSeq lists its product as uncharacterized. The record is from RefSeq and is a predicted model, not a curated record. NCBI's taxonomy places the organism in Eukaryota, Viridiplantae, Streptophyta, Magnoliopsida, Poales, Poaceae. The transcript has a single exon. Bases 79 to 675 code for a protein of 198 amino acids.
CCUCCUAUUAACAGCGACACACACACACACACACACACACACACAGAGAGAGAGAGAGAGAGCCUACCGACGCGGGCAAUGGAGCAGUGGAGGAGCACAGCGGCGGAGGCGUCGUCUCGCAGCUUCACCAACAUCAACGGGACGAAUGCAAUAGUCGACGCCAUCACUGGCGCCCGCCAGCAGUACCGCCUGGCCGCCGAGGACUGCCGCAUGUUCCGCCCGGGCGUGCAUCCCCUGCCCAACGCCGGCCAGGGCGCUUCAGCAGGCGGCGACAUCAUCGACCUCGCCCUCGGCCGGAUCAAGCGCUUCAGCAGGUUCCACGCCGUAAUGGGCAACGUCUUCUCCCUCUGCGCUGACCACAUCGGGCUCCAGGGCAACGCGCCAUUGUGGCGCGACAGGUGGCAGCUCCACCACGCCGACGCUGCCCGCCACGCGGAGACGGCGCUGCACUGCCUACACUCCGCCAAGUCGCACGGCCAUGCGGCGCUCGGCGUCUUCCACGUCAUGCUCAGGCCGCCAUCGCCGCGAGCGGUCGCCCACGCCUGGGCACCGGCGGCCGAGCAGCUCCUGCGCGGCGCGAUGGACGAUCUGGCCAUGGCGGAGGCCGCGGUGGAGCGGAUGCGCCCGGCCAUUGUCGCCCAGUUCUUCGACGCCUCGAUGCUUCUGCAUGGCUGA